Molecule: messenger RNA, 2790 nt
Organism: Alternaria ethzedia
Lineage: Eukaryota; Fungi; Ascomycota; Dothideomycetes; Pleosporales; Pleosporaceae
Product: chitin synthase I
Exons: 4
Coding region: 1-2790 (929 amino acids)
Cellular component (GO): cell periphery; cell septum
Molecular function (GO): chitin synthase activity
Source: RefSeq, a predicted model, not a curated record
AUGUCAUACAACCGAUUAGGCGCACCAGGUGGUAGCGACGACCCGUACGAGAUGGACCCACGAAGAAACAACGGGCGGACUCCUUCGCCAGGCCAGCCUCUCCGUGGCUAUCAACUAGAAGACCGCUAUGCUUCACCACAGCCUUCGGGCAUCCUCGAGAUCCCUAUGGGACCCAACCCAGCAGCAGCUUCCGGCGACCGCUUGCCAUUACAACCAAGUUACUCAGUAGAAAACAUUCCCUACGCAGCAGGCAACUAUCACGACGAUUACGACCCACGACCGCAACGACACGACUCGGACUACUCCCUCGAUCCCCAAGCGCAUCACGAUGCCUACUACAACCAGCCUUACGACCCAACUCCACACCACGACGAGAGCCCAGGCGCGGGCUACGGAACACAGCCAACACACUACUGGCAAGAUGAGGAUAUGAACAGACCCAUGAUACACGGCGCCAAUUCAUAUGGCCCAGAUCCUCAUGAUCCAGAGGACAUGGACCCAGAGAACCCGUUUCAUGAUGAACCUGCGCCUACACCAAGCCCCGCCCCAAUAAAGCGAUGGAAGACCGUCAAGGAGGUCCAAUUGUUCAAGGGCAACUUGGUGCUCGAUUGCCCGAUUCCACCGCGGUUACUGAACCAGGUUCCGCAUGCACAGCCCCCAGAGCGUGACGAAUUCACCCAUAUGCGCUACUCGGCCGCCACAUGCGACCCUGCAGACUUCGACGCGGAGCGCUUCACUUUGCGCCAGAAGCUUUUCGCAAAGCCAAGGCAUACCGAGCUGUUCAUCGUUAUUACCAUGUACAACGAGGAAGACGAACUGUUUGCGCGGACAAUGAUUGGUGUCAUCAAGAACAUUGAGUACAUGAACUCGCGAACCAACAGCAAGACGUGGGGCAAGGACGCGUGGAAGAAGAUCGUAGUCUGCGUCGUCAGCGAUGGUCGUGCCAAGAUCAACCCGCGGACCCGCGCCGUGCUAGCAGCGCUCGGUGUCUACCAGGACGGCAUUGCCAAGCAGCAAGUCAACGGCAAGGAUGUGACUGCCCAUAUCUACGAGUACACCACGCAGAUGACGCUCGACAUCAAGAAGGGUGUCGUUGGUGUCAAGAAGGGCAACACUCCAGUGCAGAUGCUCUUCUGUCUCAAGGAGAAGAACCAGAAGAAGAUCAACUCGCAUCGAUGGUUCUUCCAGGCCUUCGGAGCUGUGCUAGAUCCUAAUGUCUGUGUGCUUAUCGAUGCUGGUACAAAGCCUGGCAAAGAUUCUGUCUACCAGCUAUGGAAGGCAUUCGAUCUUGAGCCCAUGUGUGCAGGUGCUUGUGGUGAAAUCAAAGCUAUGCUUGUCCACGGAAAGAAGCUUUUGAACCCAUUGGUAGCGACGCAAAACUUUGAGUACAAGAUGAGCAACAUUCUGGACAAGCCUCUUGAAUCAGCGUUUGGUUUCAUUUCUGUGCUUCCCGGUGCUUUCUCGGCCUACCGUUACGUUGCGCUUCAGAACGACAAGACAGGACAAGGACCACUGGAGAAGUACUUUGCUGGUGAGAAGAUGCACGGCGCCAACGCUGGUAUCUUCACAGCCAACAUGUACCUGGCUGAGGACCGUAUCCUGUGUUUCGAGUUGGUCUCCAAGAGGAACUGCCAUUGGAUCCUGCAGUACGUCAAGUCUGCUACCGGAGAGACGGAUGUACCGACCACCAUGGCCGAGUUCAUCAGUCAACGUCGUCGUUGGUUGAACGGAUCCUUCUUCGCUGCUGUCUACGCCCUGGCCCACUCUUUCGACAUCUUCCGCAGCGAUCACUCUUUCUUGCGCAAAACCAUGUUCCUCGUUGAGUUUGUCUACCAAACUAUCAGCAUGAUCUUCGCCUGGUUCGCUCUCGGUAACUUCUUCCUGGUCUUCCGCAUUCUCACUGCCUCUUUACAAAACGAACUCGGUACCGCGGGUAAAGUUCUCUUUAUCGUCUUCGAGUGGCUCUACAUUGCUGUUCUGAUAACAUGUUUCAUAUUAUCACUCGGUAAUCGGCCUCAAGGUUCCAAUAAGUGGUACAUGUCCAUGGUCUACUUUUGGUGCAUCAUCAUGGCAUACCUCAUGUUCGCGUCCAUCUUCAUCACCGUUCGCUCCGUACAAGGACAGAUCGAAACCAACGGUGGCUUCAACGCGGCAGAUCUUUUCAAGGAUAAGAUCUUUGCUACAUUGAUCAUAUCACUGCUGUCGACGUACGUCAUGUGGCUAGUGGUCUCCAUCAUCUUCUUGGACCCAUGGCACAUGUUCACCUCUUUCUUCCAGUACCUGCUUAUGACACCCACCUACAUCAACAUUCUCAACGUCUACGCCUUCUGCAAUACUCACGACAUCACCUGGGGUACCAAAGGAGACGACAAGCCGGAGAAGCUUCCUUCAGUCACCACCAAGGCUGAUGGUAAAGCGGAUAUUCAGGCACCAACUGACGAUGCCGAUCUCAACACCCAAUACGAGACUGAGCUCCGCGUCUUCAGCGCAAAGUGGAAGGAAGAGAAGAAGGUGCCGUCAGCCAGCGAGAAGCAAGAAGACUACUACAAGGGUUUCCGAUCCGGUGUCGUGCUCUUCUGGAUGUUCUGCAACUUGGGUCUAUCGGCCUUGGUUCUGCAGUCGGGUGGCCUGGAGCUCACCGUCAGUAGUCCCGACGAGGCUCAGAAGAAGCAGAACGACGCUGCCACCAUCUAUUUGGCGGUAGUACUAUACAGUGUUGCCGGUUUGGCUGCUUUCAGAUUCAUUGGAGCUAUGUGGUUCUUGGUCGUGCGAAUGUUCCGCGGUGUAUGA